AUGAUUUGCUUUGACAAGGACAUGAGUUCUUCAUUCAAUAACUCAAAAACUGAUUCAAUGAAUUACUCCUCAAACAACAGUUUACGUUCCAAAUUAAACGAAAAAAAUAACAUUAGCAAUGAAUCCAUAAGUGACAGUGAUAACAACAGCAUUAUUUCGGUCGUGAUUAAGACUGUUCCCUUGAAAAAGAUACCUUCUUUUCCCAAAGAACAAGAGCAAGGCUUGAAACCCAGAAAUUCCAUGAAGAUUUCUAGCAAGCAAGAUCGUACUUCAAUCAAACGAGAAUUAUCCAAAGAAUCUGCAAGGAGAUUUGGAAUCCCAAGAUCUGAAUUUCGCCAUAAUGGAAGUAUUAUUGAACUCCAUUCGAGACCAAACCAGAACUCAGCUGCAACAGCUUUUACAGGAAAUGUACACUCAUGUAAUUUGACGCCACCAACUGGAAACUCAGAUAACGAGUUAAACACUUUUAGUCGUUCGAGCAGCACUUACAGUGGUAAUAUCUCAGAGCACGGCUCAUCAGUCUAUGAUCGGAAUUUUCAACGGCCAGAAUCUCAUGAAUUGCACUCGAGGUCUGGUUCAAUGAGGUUAAACGAGGAAAGACCCUUUAACCCAUACCUGGAAAAGAUGCAAAGAAACAGAUUAUCCAAAGUAAUAGAGGAACCUACAACAUUUUCUACCAGUGAAAACAGGAGUAGCAGUAAUCUACAAAAAGAGAAAAGCACAACCAAGGAGAUUCAGAGAGGACAUAGUGAGACAAGGCGUUACAGUAGAAGAGCUUUAAGUUACAAGCCAACUUACACCUAUACAAAGGUGAAUCAUCAGCCAAAAACCAUUGAAAAGAAAAUAUCGCAGAGAAGACGCCAUAGCACAAACAAAAGUACCACAAGGGCUCCGUCUCAACUUAAACGUUCGAAUGCAAUAAAAAGGAAAGUUGGCUGGCUAUCUGCUCACAUUAAACAGUUUCUUCGAAAGUUAAAAGCAAGACUAUACUCUGGUUGGAGAGUGAUUCGACACAAGAAUAGUGUGAAAUUUAGAUCCGGCAAACCAAGAAACCAACGUGGCACCGUUUCUAACAUGUAUGCAAAUUCCAAAUUCAAGGAAACUUCCCUAAAAAGUUUCGAUCUUUUACCAACUGCUCAAAAAGAUACUCUCCCUGAAGAAAACUCUAAGCUGCUAGCUCCCUACCAAAUCACCAACGACAUGAAUAUAAAUAUCCCACAGAGUACAGUGCAACUUACGAGAGAUAGGACGAUCGUAUUUAACUCUCAUGGUGAGAUACAAUCAAAUAAAUCAAGUGUUGACAAUGAUAAUGACACAGCAGAUGAAAAAAAGAGAAAAGAAAAGCUUUCUACGAUACUUCCGUUGUGGGACCAUUAUCUCAAAACAGCUAUCAGCAAGAGGAUCCAAAUGAAUAUUGAUCUACAUAAUGCUGAACUACAAAGGAAGAAUACUGGAUCGACAAUGGCAAAGCAGGACUUUCUGUCAAGAUAUAUAUCACCUGGGACUGUUUCUUCGAUGAAUCUUGACACCGAUUCGACCGAUUCGACCGAUUCAUCUGAUUCAGAAGAUAGUUUAUCAAUGCAUGGUCAUUCAUCGUCAUUUGACCAAGAAAGUAUUUCCGACGUUGAAUCCAUACCUUCAGCAGUUUCGAUUCCAACAAAUAAACAGGAAUACAAUAAAAUGCGAAUGACUUAUGGAAGACAAAAAAUGGCUGGUGGAUUUUUGUCUCUUCCUCCUACUAGAACGAACAGUAACAUAUUAAGUAACCAAUCUAAAAUUGUUAGAUCACAAACUGUGCUUUUCUCCACCGCAAAAGAUGACAAGAAUGAACGAAUGAAAUACCCAAUUUCAUACAGAACAGAUUUUCAGAACACAAAUUCAAAAAAUGAGUUCAGUUUCGAACAGAUGUCUCAUCCAUUGUCAUACUCAAGGAAAGCAAUUUUGUAA
Messenger RNA from Brettanomyces bruxellensis, 1947 nucleotides. RefSeq lists its product as uncharacterized. The record is from RefSeq and is a predicted model, not a curated record. The transcript has a single exon. Lineage: Eukaryota; Fungi; Ascomycota; Pichiomycetes; Pichiales; Pichiaceae. Bases 1 to 1947 code for a protein of 648 amino acids.